CCCCCGCGCGCCCAGCUGAGGCCCCACACAACAACAUUACACCACCACUCGAGCCAUCACUGGGGAGUGUUUGGGCAGGAGGCAGUGUUUGUAGCCUCGGUUGUGAGGCUCUCACCUGAGGAGCGGCCUUGACACAAGACAAGAUGGGGGUGCCCAAGUUCUACAGGUGGACGAGCGAGCGGUACCCGUGCCUGAGCGAGGUGGUGAAGGAGUACCAGAUACCUGAAUUUGACAACCUGUAUUUGGAUAUGAAUGGAAUAAUACAUGUUUGCUCGCAUCCCAAUGACAAUGAUCCUCAUUUUCGUAUAACAGAAGAAAAAAUAUUUAAGGAUAUUUUUCAUUAUAUUGAGGUUCUCUUCCGAUUAAUCCAGCCAAGAGAAGUAUUUUUCAUGGCGGUUGAUGGAGUGGCACCCAGAGCAAAGAUGAACCAGCAGCGUGGUCGCAGAUUCCGCUCUGCCAAUGAGGCAAUAGAAGCAGAAAAGAAGGCCAAAGAACGUGGGGAGGUGCUUCCGACAGAAGAGCGUUUUGACUCUAAUUGUAUUACACCAGGCACCGAGUUUAUGGCACGGUUGGAUGCUCAACUGCAGUAUUUUGUUAGUAGCAAGAUAUCACAAGACCGAUUGUGGCAAAAUUGCAAAGUCAUCUACUCAGGGCAUCAGACACCAGGUGAAGGUGAACACAAGAUAAUGGAAUUCAUCAGAUUUACCAAAAGUCAACCUGAGUACAAUCCCAACACUAGGCAUUGCCUCUAUGGCCUUGAUGCUGAUCUCAUAAUGCUGGGACUUACUUCACAUGAGCCACACUUCUCACUACUCAGAGAAGAGGUUCGCUUCGGAGGCCGGAAGGACAGCAACCGUCGUACACCUACAGCAGAAGAGACUACAUUUCAUCUACUUCAUCUUAGUCUGAUGCGGGAAUAUAUUAAUUAUGAGUUUGGAGAUUUGCAUAAUGCUCUCUCCUUUGGUUAUAACUUGGAAAAUAUUAUUGAUGAUUGGGUGUUAAUGGGUUUCCUUGUUGGCAAUGACUUCAUCCCUCAUCUACCACACCUUCAUAUAAACAAGGAUGGAUUGCCCAUUCUCUACAAGACAUACAAAGAUGUCUUGCCUACCCUGGAUGGUUAUUUAAAUAAUGGAGGCAAAUUACAUCUUGGUAGGUUUGAAAAAUUUAUGGCAAAGCUUUCAGAGUUUGAUAUUGAACAGUUUCAUGAGCAUAAUGCAGAUUUGAAGUACUUUCAUAGUAAAAAAUUGAAAGAUGGAAAAGCUUUCAAAAUUAAUAAGAGCAAUGGUUAUGGUGAAAUAGAACUGGAACAAUUUAACUUUGAUGAUGCUGAUAACCCUGAGGAUGGUGCUGCAUUUGGUGUUCUUGAGGGACUUGACCAUGAGGACGAUGUAGAGAAGCUGUGUAAAACUUACGAGAAGCUUGGUUAUAAUCCAGAUCCGAUGUUUGACGACGACGAUGAUCAUGAUAGUGAUAGUGGAGAGAGUAUAUUUAAUGCAGAGUUUCGUCAACAUAAAAGGGAAUAUUACAUGACCAAGAUGCACUUUAGAUGUGUAAAUUCUGAUGUAUUACACGAACAAGCCACGAGCUACGUGAGAGGUAUACAGUGGAUCCUAAACUAUUAUUAUAAUGGUAUUUGUUCUUGGUCUUGGUUUUACCCUUUCCAUUAUUCUCCUUAUAUAUCUGAUGUCAAAGACUUUGCAAACAUGGAGAUGAAUUUUGAAAUGGGGAAACCUUUUUUGCCAUAUGAGCAACUCUUGGCAGUUUUGCCACCUUUGAGCAAGAAGCUUUUAUCCCGUGCAUAUCAAGGACUCAUGAUAAAUGAAGACUCGCCACUCAAGGAGUUCUACCCAAGUUCGUUCAGCACUGACUUGAAUGGAAAACAGCAGGAUUGGGAAGCUGUUGUACUUAUACCUUUUAUUGAUGAGACGAGGCUAUUGGAAGCCAUGAAGCCAUGUAAUGAACACCUCACUGCUGAAGAAAGAUCCCGCAAUAUUCAUGGUCCAAUGUUUGUUUACACUUAUACCAUGGACAAUUUAGGAGAAUUCCAGUGUCCUAAGUACUUUCCACAUGUUGGGAUUAAUCAUGCCAAAGUACAGUUAGUGAGACGAGAAGAUUGGGAAAUAAGGCCUGAAAAGAUAUACAAAGGCUUGUGUAAAGGUGUGAAACAAGAUGUUUAUUUUGCCGGUUUUCCUUCGUUGCGCCAUGUUGAACACAAGUAUCAUAUUGCAAAGGAAGGAGUGAAAGUGUUCCAACAGAACAGCCGAGGGGACAACUUCAUGCUUGAUGUUAUCGAACCAAAAGAUAUACCACACCUCCGAGAUCUGGCUAAUCAGUUACUAGGCAAAGUUGUGUUUGUGUCAUGGCCCCACCUCAUAGAGGCUAAGGUUGAAGCAGUGAGUAACAGCCAAGAACGCUAUUCGCUAUCAAGAGGAGCAGUGCAAAGAAAUGUUGUUGAAGGACGUAUUCGGGAAGAGUAUUCUAUGUCAAAGAAUAACAUCGUCUCUCACUAUCACGACCGCUGGGGAGUUGAAAUUGGGAAUACUUCAAUCCUAGUUUAUGCAUCACCAAUGACAGGAAGAAGAUACGUGCCAACGUCAAGUGGGAGAAUGUCGCUAGAGAAGGAAUGGUCUAGAAUAGUUCAGCCAUAUGCAUUCCAAGUAGUUGUGAGAAAUAUUGCUGCUCAUGAUCCUGGUUAUAAACAGCAUCUUACGCCUCAAGAAUAUUUUCUUCAACGUACUAAGGUCUUUAUGCUCGGGCAGCCCCAUUAUGGAUGCAUGGGAGAGGUUAUAGAAAUUGACCCUAGUCAUAAAGGUAGAAUACGUGUAGCCAUGACAGUGACAUCAGAGCCAAAUUUUGAUGUUGUUAAACAAAAGCAGGAUCAGCUGGAAGACAGAUAUAUGUCAGGAUACACUGCUGCCCAGAAGGUUGGCAUAUCGUCACAUCUGUUAGCUCGGCUGACAGGCACGGUGUUUCUAGUUCCACCUUCUGGAUCUAACCCCAUGGCUGAAAUAGAAAUGAAGAACAAGUUGAAUAUAGGGCUCAACCUCAAAAGUAACAAAAGAAAUGAAGAGGUGUGUGGCUACAGUCGCAAGGCUCUUGACCCGUAUGAAAAGGCAACUUGGCAGUACUCGGAUAAGGUGAUUGAGUGUCUCCUAGAAUAUCAAAAGAAAUUUUCAGAAAUAUUUGACCACUUAUCUUCACAUGCAGAACAGAAGGACAUAUUUUAUCAAGAUGAAGUCUUUGGACCAGAGAACUAUAAGGAGCGUGUAGCUGAACUUAUGGACUGGUUAAAGAAUGCAGAUUUUGCCAAAGCAGAACGCCAGCCUUGUGGAACACAGUCCCUGGGAGAGGCCAUUGUGUCACGCCUCGCUGAGGAAGUCGACAAAGUAUCUGCAGUAAGGGCAAGAAUUGUGAAAAUGCAAGUGCGACCACAUUUGCUUUAUAAGCCCAAUCCGCUGCAGGGUAGCAGUCCUCCAGACCACACCGUCACGUAUACAAUGUUCGAUCGAGUGAUCAAUGUACGGGAAGGAUUUUCUGUCCCUCUUGGUGCCAAAGGAACUGUUAUAGGAAUCCAGAAAGCUGAAAAGGAGGCAGAUAUCCUGUAUGAUAUUCUCUUUGAUGAAGCUUUUGCCGGAGGACUAACUCUUCGAGGUCCAAAAUCAGCACAGCGUUGCUACCGCUUACAUUGGGCUGCCAUGGUCAAUAUCAGCCAUGGAAGCCGAUUGCCAGCUGGAACAAAUAACCAUAGAAUUGGAUCUGACUCAGGUUCUCAGGAUUCUGGUCCUCGGGAUAAUGUAUGGAAUCAAGCAAACCAAGAAAUGUUUAAACAAAGAAGCCAAGGUCAGCAUGGUGGACCAGUGGCGCAUGCAAAUUCUUAUGCAUCUGCGUCCAGCACUCCGGGAACAAGAAGACAAAAUAACUACACUAGUCCACAACCUCCAGACCCUAAUCAGCUUCCUAGUCCAGCUGGUCUACAAAUGAACUUCAACACUGCUGGCACCCAUACUCAUGGUGUAACAAAUGGUGACAUUAACUUCAAGAAAGGACACUCUCCCAGACACAAUGAGGACAAGAUGAUCUUGCUCAAGACUGCUGAGGAAGUGGAUGUUAUAGUUCAUGGUACUUAUUAUGCAUCAUGGAGCAAAAUUAACAAGCAUGGACUUGGAAAGGCGUCUGGACGUAACCUAAUACCUUGCUAUUCCUAUGUGCCACUGGAUAUGAGAGGCUCGAAAGCUUUUCAGCUAUAUAUUUUUCUUGAUGUGAGAAAAGCAAUGUCAGAUGGAAUUAAAUUUUACAGAGUUGGAGAAAGACAAAUUUUAUGUACAGGAGACAGACAAGGGGUGAUAAGCCCCAAAUAUUUUAAUAAAGUAGUGGACAGUGAGAGUGGUGCAGUGAUUUUUCCUUCUCGACCUGCAUCGGGUCCUGAAGCUCUUCCUGGUAAUCCUCCUGGUAGUCAGUGGCGGCAAGGGUGCGGACAAGUGUCGCCUGGACGUGGAAGAGGAAGAGGUGUAUCUUCUCAAGAACCUCGGGGAAUGCAACUGUAUGAGAAUAUCUGGUCACAAGUACAACGUAUAGAUGCAGAGCAUGUUGACUUACGACCAAUGCAGAGUCAAAUGCUUUCACAGAUGCUCAAUAUAUGUAGUGAGAAUGAACUUGCAUCCUCACAUCAAACAAUGGGAGCAAGUUUACCAUCUCACUCUGUUUCAAGUCAGGAAUCGGCCACCAGCAGAGUCGAAGUAUCAGUGCAAGAUAUCUUCAAGGGUGCUAUUGGCAAAAGUCAGAUUCAUGCAACUCAUCCACAGGUUAUACCACGUAGUGAACAGAGUGAAGUUACUUGUGUGUCAUUGCCAAAUGUUGAUCAAGCAUCAUACUCCCCAACACAGUUAAGUGAAAGUAAUCAGAAAGUGGGUUCACCUUUAAAAUCUGCAUUUGUUCCUACACAAGUAAUUCGAAAUCAGACCCCACGAAAACCUAGAUUUGAUCACCCUGAUAACCAUGAUGGGAAGCAACAGUUAAGUACAAAUUUAAGUUAUUCUCAGCAUCAACAAGAAGUGAAUCAGCAUUAUCAGCAACAGCAGCAACAACCAGAUUACCAAAAUCACACUUACAUGCAACAUUCACAAUAUCAGCAGCACCCUCCGCAGCAUAAUAAACCCGAAGGAACCAUCAACAAACCAAAACGUCAGGCUCGCAACAGAUUAGCAGUUAAGUUUGAUCAGCCUCCAGGAAAGAAUUAAAAACAGCAGAUAAUUAUUUAACAAGCGAAUGUACAUUUUAAUGCCUAUCCCGGUAAAUUAUAUCCAAAUUCACAGAAAUAAUGGAGCUUACACUCCUAAGUUGGUGGUGACUAGUGUGUGCUUUUCUGUAAACAUGUCUCCUUUUGUGUUUGAAACUAUUUUUGUCAAAAUAAUAAUUUUAGAGUUAACCAGAAAAUAUUAAAGCCAUGCGUUGGGAUCAAACCCCGCAUCCCUGAGCUCUUUAGGCACGGGCCACGUUCAGGACAUGGGCUCAGCCCCAUCAUACAGCUUAAUUAUUUUCACGGUUAUAAAACUUUUUUGCGAUUUUAUUGUGCAGAGUUAACCAGUCACUGACAAAAUAAGAGUACAGUAUAUACAGUAUAUAUAUAUAUAUUUUUUUUCUUUAACCACCGCACUGCACACGCGGUUUCGACAAAAACUUCAUAGUGCAAUUGUUAAGGACAUAUCUUUGUUGGUUUUAUAAAUGUUCAGGUAAAGUUAAUCUCAAAAUGUUUCCAAACUCGACAAUUUUCAUUUCAAAACAGUGAUGAAAACAUUUAAAAACAUUAUAAAUAUAGCCUAAUUUAAAAAAAAAAAAACUCAAGAGUGCCUCAAGGCACUCUGCGCAACACGGUGGUUAAUGAGAAGCUUCACAAAGCUUUAUUCCGGUAAACCAAAAAAAUAAACAUACUAUAUUGUAUAUCAGAAUGUAAUUGAUGAAUUGUUGAAAUGUUUAUAAUUAGUUGCAGGGAUGAAUCAAGAAACGUGUAGGUUCAGUACGCAUUGCGUUUGGAAUGUGCGUGUUAUUGUUACAUCCCGGUUCUUAGUAUUAGAUUAACUUGUUGUGGAUCAUUCAACAAAUUAUUAAAUAGACAUGAAAUUUAAUUAAUUGAAUCAGUAUUUCUUUGUCUCUAGAAUUACUGUAUAGUAUAUUGCAGAUAAUUUAUUAUUAAAUUAUUUCGUGUUCGUGACAUGAAAUGCAAUAUUCCAGGUACUACAUGGAGUGGUUUUCUCUGUACAGGUGCAUCUUGUUAUUUUGUUGUUAGUUUUAAAUACGGGAAGCCGAAAUAAUUCCAUGGUCAGGUUUUGGACUGCAGUUAUAAUGCUAACAUGGUACAGUAAUGUGUGGUAAGUGUUAAUUCAACAAACAUUUUGAAUUCAUUAGUCUUCAUCUUUUAAGUGUUUGCAUAAAAUGCUGAAACUAGACUUCUGUAAAACGUAAUGUUUAUUAUAUAAACUUAUCGUUUAUUUUAAACCAUGUUUUAUAACGCCCCGUUAAUAAAAAGGAUCGUGGAUAUUAUUGAAUAUUACAAAAUCAAACCAUUGAUGGAGCCCAAGUCUGAUGAAUAUGUUGUGUGCAGAAUAUGCGAUACUGUACAUGUGCAUUUGAGAUUAGGAUCAUCGUGUUUUAAAAGCAACUGCCUACUCUAAAUGCAACAUAGAGCAAAUACUUUGGGCAGCAUUUUUUAUAAUAAAAAUUAAUAUUACCGAGCCCAUUAAAACAACCAAUUCCUGAGAGAAUAUUGUACCUGUAUUGAUUUAACAAAUUUGUGUGGUUUAAUAAAUUAGUGCCAGAAUAUAUAGGCAAAACGACCAAAAAAUUUAUCAAAUCUUCAUAUAAAUUGCGGUAAAGAUGAGUUGAUUUUAUAAUCUGGCAUAUAGCAGUUGUGCUUCAAUGGUAAUUAUAUUUUGUAUCAAGUUCAUUGCAGUAAGAUUAGGUAAAGUAUUUACUAAGUAACAACAUUUAAUGUCAAUAGCAGGGUUACCUCUGAUACUUUUGUUUUCAAUGAUAAUCUAUCCCUUCCAAGUUCGUAUUGUUCAGACUGGCACACUUGUCCAGCCGUACAGUGUAAUAUUUUUGGCUACAUCAAGUAAUCAUUAUGCAACAAUGAACAUUCUUUUUUAAGGUCUUGAUACAUACACUAAGUCAUGUAGAUUUGUUUGCCUAGGUACUUAAUCAUUAAGUACUCAGCUCUGGCGUUCGACAUAUUACCUGUCGGAUGUAAAUACCAUCGACUCUUAUCACUUGUUUAAACCAAAUUAUAUAUUAGACAAGCAGUAGCGACCCAUCAAACAAAAGAUGAUUGCAUGGUUAUUCUUGCUCUGCAUUGUAGCAUUUUAGUCAUUGAUGCUGAAAAGGUAGAUGUAUGCAGAAUGGAAUGUUAAACGGUAAUUGUAUUCAUACUCCUGAAUAUUGCUUGGUUGUGAAAGUAGUUUUUUUUUGUUGCAAUUGCAUUUAUGAGCUAGGAAUUGUUGAAUCAUAGUUAUGCUCUGUUUUAAAUAUUUAAAUAUAAAUGUUGAUGUAGUCAUUAUUUUUAUAUUGCUGUUCUAGGAUAUUUUUAUCUGUUCAUAUUAUUACACAACAUAGGGUGGCAGUCCAUGGCAUAUUUGUGUGUGAUUCUGGAGUACUGUUGUGCAUCUGUGACAAAAGUCUCUCAUGCUGGUCACCAUUAAGGGUUGUAAUACACCACAGUCGAAGAGCUCGGACAUUAUUACUCAAAAAUGAACGAGAAUUGUAAUUCUUUUGUUUGGAAGAUGGGCCAGAAUGUAUUUUUGUAGUAAAAUUUUACAGUUUAUAGCAAAUGUCAAAUUUUAAAAAUGUUCACAUAUAUGCAUUUUCUAUAGUAAUAAAGGGGAUGAGCUUAGACUCGAGUUUUGCCUUUACAGACAAGAUAGUCCAAGGAAUUUCCAUUCCAAGAUGGGAAGGGAAGUAUAAUAUACCAUAAUAAAUACUGCUGAACCAAAUUUGAUUUCGUAUUUAGUGAUUGAACUUUGAUCCUCAGGUUAUGAAUGUAAUUAUCCCAUCUACAUAACUUCAUAUUGUGUUAUUGAUCGGCCAUUCUUUUAAAAGUUCUCAUAAUUGAAAUGUAUUAAAUAUGCACAAAUGCAUUAGUGUUUUAAAAUUUUUGUAUCUAAUACAGUGACGAACAUUUCUGCCACACCGGUUUUGCAUAAUAGUUUGGGUCAAGUGUAAUAUUGUAUUGAUAUAAAUGUGACAUGUCACAUAAACUACCUUUUACUACGAGUAUUUGUCAAGCAAGAAAUGUGUGUAAAAAUAUAUAUAUAUAUAUAUAUAUAUAUAUAUAUAUAUAUAUAUAUAUAUAUAUAUAUAUAUAUAUAUAUAUAUAUAUAUAUAUAUAUAUAUAUAUAUAUAUAUAUAUAAUGCACACAAACACACAGUAUUACAGUAAUAGCAAAAGUUUUAAAUUUUGUGUACUUAAAAGCUUUUUUUAACAAAUGAAUCACAUGAGAAAAUAUAAACAUGUGUAAGCAGAGAAUGAGUUUGUAUUGUUUUAAGGCAAUGUUGAAUUAGUGUGUUGGAGAAAUUAUUGCAAGUGUUGACUAAAGUCUAGCAAUAGCAGUGACAAAGUAUUUUAUAUAGCUUUUGCAAGAAUCAUCAUUGAGUUGACUUUUAUAGACGAGUUCAAGGAAGACAUUACUGUACUGUGAUGAUUCAGUGUGAAAUGUAUGCUAAAUUUUUUAUUUGAUUUCCUUUGACCUUGUUUUGGGGGUGGUGAGCAGACGGGUAGAACUAGUGUGCUUGUGCUGCGUAGCGACCUGGCACCCAAGUUCUCCACAACACAUGCUCUUGAUGUGCUCUUGUAAUAUACUCACUACACUAGUUUGCAUUUUUUUAUUAAGAAAAAGAUAGUUAAUGACAUUUUUGAACAUUUAUUUUUAACGUAUUAAAAGGAAGAAUUUCCGUCCUGUGAUAAAUUUGCACUUGAAACGGACACCUACUGCCAUGUCACCUUAGCUUACAGUAAUCAUUUUCUAAUACAUGUAUAACAGGUAGAGAUAAUUGAGCAUAUUAUUUUUGCUUUAUAUAGUAAAGUACUUUGAUAAAAUAGCAAUAUUUCCCUGCUGUAGAUUCUGCCCAAGAACUAGUGUUUUUACAACCACUUAUUACCCGGUUUCCCACUUUCCUGGGCUGGGAACCAAGUUUGUAAUAAAGCUUUUUCGUGUACCUAUACACAGUUUUAUAAUGUAUAGUUCAUUUUUAGUUUAUAGUACAACAGAUCGUUUCAGUUCAUUGGUAUCUAGUCCUCGGAUAAUUUUUGUUUAAUUUGGCGAGAUAUUACUGUAUUUUUUGCAUGAAAUUUUUUUUUUACCGUGUGUAAUAAAAGGUGAUUUUAAACAAUAUUUUUGAGUGUUCACAUGUAAGAAGUAAAAUAAAUUUUUAUCUCUUGUG
Molecule: messenger RNA, 9429 nt
Organism: Procambarus clarkii (red swamp crayfish)
Lineage: Eukaryota; Metazoa; Arthropoda; Malacostraca; Decapoda; Cambaridae
Gene: pcm
Product: 5'-3' exoribonuclease pacman
Biological process (GO): nuclear-transcribed mRNA catabolic process
Molecular function (GO): 5'-3' exonuclease activity; nucleic acid binding; transferase activity
Source: RefSeq, a predicted model, not a curated record